AUGACUGAGUUACAACCGACCGCUAGGCCUCCGAAGGCCCCCUCCCUACUGGCGUGUCUCCAGUGCCGCCAUAAACAUCUCAAAUGCGAUGGCCGGACUCCCAUCUGUAGCCGUUGUGAACAGAUUCAAUCCCCAUGCGAAUAUACCAAGUCACGAAGAGGCUACAAAGGUCCGUCGAAGAAGCGCCGCGCCAAUUCUCCCGACAAUUUCGUCGCUUCCAACGUCGGCUUGCUCGAGAACCCGGUAGAUUGGGGCUUGCAAUCUGCUUUCGAGUAUGCGCCAGCUGUGCCUUUGCCUUCCUCUCAAUCGACAAGUCCGGGAUUCCACGAACUUUCCCCGCCGAUUAUGCCAUCCGCACGCCCGAUGAGCGCACCACUGACCCCGGAGUCCUCGACGGCUGUGGGCGGAGAUGGCUACCUGCUCGAUAUCUAUUAUAAUUAUUUCCACGCUGCCCACCCGAUUCUCCCCCCACAUCGGCUUCUCAGCCGUAAUUUCUACCCCGCCUACCUGGAGCAAGUCAUGAAAUUCAUCGGCGCCCACUUCACGUCGGCCGCGUCUAGUGAUACCUACCGACCAACGGUCGUCUCGGCGGUCCGAGACCAAGUGUCGGCGGUGGAAAAGGUCCAGGCAUUGCUUCUGCUGGCGAUUGUGCUCCAUUCAGAUAACGAGCGAGCGGAGGCUGGUGUUUGCUUAGCAGCUGCAGUAGACACGGCCUUCGAGCUUGGCAUGCACCAAGGCAGCUUUGCGGCCAUCGCUAGCAAUGGUGACCCUAUCCGCGCUGAGUCGCUGAGGCGUACCUGGUGGGAACUGUUUGUCAUUGAGGGAAUGCUAACUGCCCUUGGCGUGCAACGCGAGUAUCGUACCAACAUGGUUCCGCUCGAGGUGGCACUCCCGUGCGAGGAGCGCAUCUAUCACGAGGGUCUGGCACCGCCGCCCUCACCGACCAUUGCGCAAUUCGAUGGGCGUGUAUUUGCCGAUGAGGACCGUGACUUUUCGUCCUAUUGUUAUCGAAUCGAAUCCAUUAGAAUUCUCGGACGUGUGGUUGCCAUGCAGGAGAUGACCGAAGGCCAGCAGGAUCUUGUCGAGGCAAUCGAUGCACGCAUUGGCAGUUGGGGCCACCACCUACCAGAGUCGAAGGAGGAGCUGUUGCGUCCCGACGGCUCAGUGGAUGAGAUCAUGUUCCAGGCGACCAUGAUCUUGAACGGGGCAGCCAUCUACCUGAACUUCCCACGAUCCGACCUGCUUUCCUCACCUGCCGUCGCCGCGGAGGUGAUUUGCGGCCACCAUGGCCCAAUCAGUGUACCUGCCUUCUCACACAACGAGCACGCGAUGAAAGCAUCCAAGGCAGCCCGGGAACUCUCUCGGCUGGCUGCCUUCCGUCUCCCAGUUAUCAAACACACCCCGUUCUUCAUCUGUGCGCUCACGCUGAGCUCCAUCGUCCAGUUAGCCUCUUGCUCUGUCAAGGCUGGCUCAAUUCCAGACCCCAGCCGUGAUCGGCUGGCGUUGACAAUUGGUGUGUUCAAGUCACUAGCGCGCACGUGGGCCAUCUCCCAGUCGAUUAUGCGACAGAUCAAAGCCGUUGCGCGGGACGUGAUGGAUCUCGGUCUUCGACCGACGAUGGACUCGCUUGAUCUGACUACCGUUCUGGACAAUAGUCAGUUCUGGGUGGAUCAAGGCCCCAGCUGA
Molecule: messenger RNA, 1686 nt
Organism: Penicillium olsonii
Lineage: Eukaryota; Fungi; Ascomycota; Eurotiomycetes; Eurotiales; Aspergillaceae
Source: the annotation of a GenBank genome assembly